Molecule: messenger RNA, 687 nt
Organism: Hemiscyllium ocellatum (epaulette shark)
Lineage: Eukaryota; Metazoa; Chordata; Chondrichthyes; Orectolobiformes; Hemiscylliidae
Gene: mrpl36
Product: mitochondrial ribosomal protein L36
Exons: 2
Coding region: 109-573 (154 amino acids)
Biological process (GO): ribosome biogenesis; translation
Cellular component (GO): mitochondrial large ribosomal subunit; ribosome
Molecular function (GO): structural constituent of ribosome
Source: RefSeq, a predicted model, not a curated record
UGAAUCUGGUAUUAAUGUAAAUAUAGUAACAGUGUGAGUGGGCCAAGGGGACAGCAACAUUAAUCCAGGGUUGGUGUCGGGAAGCUCCUCAAACCCUUUGGUGCACACAUGCUGGGAGAGUGUGAGAACUGCGGAUCGGAAUCGAGAGUGUGGCGCUGGAAGGCCACAGCCAGCCAGUAUCCGAGGAGCAGGGGAAUCGACGUUCCGGAUGCGUGUGUGAACAGGAUGGCCUUUCUUGUGAAGAAUCUGCUCCAGGUGAUCAACAAGCCUCUGUGGCAGUUGAGCAAGUGUUCAGUCCUCUGUAGGCCAUCCGUCUGUUUGGUGACACAUAAGCCUCUGAGUAUGGUUGUCACAAUGAAGCCCAAAAUUGGGCCAGAUCCCAUCAAGACAGUGAGAUUUGCUGCCAUGCCGUUUCUUCAACCAUGCCAACUGCAAACUGUACAGGAUCUUGCAGGAAUGAAAACUAAGACUUCUCUAAAGAAGCGAUGCAAGGAUUGCUUCUUUGUGCGUAGACGGGGGCGAUUAUAUGUGUACUGCAAGUCUCAUCCCAGGCACAAACAGAGGCAGGGCUAACCUGAAAAGUUGAACUUUAAUUUCCAUGUUGGUGAUUUGUUAAAACUAAUGUGUAUAAUUUAGUACUUGCCGUUAAUGAUAUCAACAAAUAAAAAUUAUUCUUUGGAAUCAGAA